Molecule: messenger RNA, 1002 nt
Organism: Symbiodinium sp. CCMP2592
Lineage: Eukaryota; Dinophyceae; Suessiales; Symbiodiniaceae
Source: the annotation of a GenBank genome assembly
AUGGCAUCCCUCAAGGACGCCUACAUCGGGGAGACGCUGCAGCCCUUGACCGCCGACCUGGCCAGGGAUGCACUCCACUCCAUGCCGGAGGCCCCCGCCGACUUCAUCGUCCAGUGGCUCCGCCAGCGGGUCCCAAACCACGAAGCGCCGAUGUCCCUCCGCCGUCGCAACGAGGCACUGAAGCAGGAGAUGUCUGCCUUACAGGGCAGCCUGGCUUCCAAGAUUACGAAGGAGAAGCCUGCCGGGCUCGCGGACUGCACCGAUGAGGACUGCGACAUGGACAUGCCUUUCGCAAUGGCGGGCCUCCCGCAGAUGCAAGCGCCCUUCAAGCAGGGCGAGCUGUUGCAGUACCAGCCCCGCACGGACACCUGGGAGAAGGUGCUCGUUCUCCUCGGCCCCGGCAUCCUCGAGACCUUCGCCGAACCCACCAAGGAGCGCCAAGCCCGGCUGAUGCUGGGAGCCACCGGCUCCGCCAAGAUCGAGCACGAGAAGCUCCCGCCGGAGUUCGAGGGCUACGCCAUCGAAGUGUCGAAUUUCGUGCAGGCGGAGCCGGCGUUGACGCACCUCUGCCUGGCGGCACCAACGGAGGAGGAGAGGCGGGAGUGGCUCCUGGCCAUCAACGGCCACGCAGCCCGGCUGCAAUUUGCCAGACACCACACACCCCAGGCGCAUCAGUCUGUUCUGUUCGGUUCUAGCAAGAUGUUGGCUCAUCGGGUUUCUAAAGAGGGCCUCUGCUUGUCGCCGACUAAGACCACGAUGCUGCUCUGCAAGAUGGGGGCCACUAUCGCCACGCUUUACGCAGAGCUUCAGAGGCUGAAGUCUGGCGCCGGCCUCGCACCGGCAAAGCCCGAAGGCCGGGGAAUGCGGGACGGAUAUCCUUGGGCUUGGGAGGUUGUGUUGCUGAAGAGAGGAGGGGUGCUUCCAUACGGAGGCCAUCAUGAUUCGCACUGCUCUUUCGAAGACUCCUACUUGGAGGAUCAGAGCAGUUAUUGUAGUGUGUAA